AUGGAGCUGGACCGCAUGACCAGCGGCGGCCUCCACGCCUACCCCGGGCCGCGGGGCGGGCCGGCCGCCAAGCCCAACGUGAUCCUGCAGAUCGGUAAGUGCCGGGCCGAGAUGCUGGAGCACGUGCGCCGGACGCACCGGCACCUGCUGGCCGAGGUGUCCAAGCAGGUGGAGCGCGAGCUGAAGGGGCUGCACCGGUCCGUGGGCAAGCUGGAGAGCAACCUGGACGGCUACGUGCCCACGGGCGACUCGCAGCGCUGGAAGAAGUCCAUCAAAGCCUGCCUGUGCCGCUGCCAGGAGACCAUCGCCAACCUGGAGCGCUGGGUGAAGCGCGAGAUGCACGUGUGGCGCGAGGUCUUCUACCGCCUGGAGCGCUGGGCCGACCGCCUCGAGUCCAUGGGCGGCAAGUACCCCGUGGGCGGCGAGCCCGUCCGCCACACCGUCUCCGUGGGCGUCGGGGGUCCCGAGGGCUACUGCCACGAGGCCGACGGCUACGACUACACCGUCAGCCCCUACGCCAUCACCCCGCCGCCCGCCGCCGCCGGGGAGCUGCCGGGGCAGGAGCCCGCCGAGGCCCAGCAGUACCCGCCCUGGGGGCCCGGGGAGGACGGGCAGCCCGGCCCCGGGGUGGACACGCAGAUCUUCGAGGACCCGCGGGAGUUCCUGAGCCACCUGGAGGAGUACCUGCGGCAGGUGGGCGGCUCCGAGGAGUACUGGCUGUCCCAGAUCCAGAACCACAUGAACGGGCCGGCCAAGAAGUGGUGGGAGUUCAAGCAGGGCUCGGUGAAGAACUGGGUGGAGUUCAAGAAGGAGUUCCUGCAGUACAGCGAGGGCACGCUGUCCCGGGAGGCCAUCCAGCGCGAGCUGGACCUGCCGCAGAAGCAGGGGGAGCCCCUGGACCAGUUCCUGUGGCGCAAGCGUGACCUGUACCAGACCCUGUACGUGGACGCCGACGAGGAGGAGAUCAUCCAGUACGUGGUGGGCACCCUGCAGCCCAAGCUCAAGCGCUUCCUGCGGCACCCGCUGCCCAAGACGCUGGAGCAGCUCAUCCAGAGGGGCAUGGAGGUGCAGGACGGCCUGGAGCAGCAGGUGGCCGAGCCGGCGGGGCCCCCCCUGCCCGCCGAGGAGGAGGCCGAGACCCUCACCCCCGCCCUCACCAGCGAGUCCAUGGCCAGCGACCGGACGCAGACGGAAUAGAGCCCGGCCCCGGGCCCCCCAGCCUGCCUGCCUGCCUGCCACACCUCUCCUGUGGCUUUGCCACCCAGGACUUGAGCUGGGGCUGACCCCCCUGGGGGGAUGCUGGCCAGCUGGGCACCCCCACGCCCCCUGGCCUGACUCGCAGACACAAGCAACCAAACAGCGGAGGAGCUCCUGUCCUGCAAGGCUCCCUCCUGCCCCCCUCCCCGUCUGUCUCCCCUGGCCCCACCUGGCCGGUGGUCCCAUCGCCACACUCAGGCCACUGCAGAAGACCCCCAGCUUCCUCCCUGUCCUCUGGGCACUCAGGAUCGCAAGUGUCCGGAGGGCAGGGGCCAGUGGGCUCCAAGCUCAUGGGCACCCCAAGGCAGAAGUCCCGACGAAACCAGAGCCGGGCGGGCCCCACUUCCAGGCCCCCUGUGCCGGGCAGAUGCAGCAGAGCCGGCUGCCGCCUUGCGCCUCCCGGGCCGGCUGGCCGGCCUCACGCAGCACAGCAGCGCCCCGGGCCAGCGGGAGCCACGGCCCCGGCGGCCUCGGCAGGAGACCGGAUGUCCCCGCAGCUCCUGGCCCUCGGCGUGAUUCACAGCGGUGUGGAGAAGCAGUCGGCCGCGUGACUCAGCCACCGUGGCAGAGGGUCCCCGAGGGGCUGAGUCCCCGAGUCUGGCUGAGGCCGAAGCCCGCACCUUCGGAGCCAGGAGAGUGACACCAGGUCUCCAGGCUCCCGAGCCUCCGCCGCUGUGCCUGCCGCCGUCCCGUCCCCUCUCCUCUCUCCACGCGGAGAGAGCACGUGUGGCCGCGGAGACCCCACGACCUGGCAGAGGGCAGCGCCCAGCUCAGCCCGGGAGCUGGCCGCGGACGGGCCAGCGCGAGGGCCCCGGCUUUGGCCGCGCCGGCCCCGCUGGCCCCCCCCCCCGGCGCUCGCCCCCAGAGCCACGGCAGCUGGAGCGGGGUUCCCAGGCUGGCCCUCCUACCCGGAACCCCUGCUCGCUCAGUGGCCCCCACUUCCUGCCAGAAUCCUCCAGGAGCCCCAGACGCCGGCACAGCCGCUGCCCCUUCCCGGGGGCCCCAGCCAGCCCCAGGAGGCCCCCAGGGUCGGCUCCUGGCCUGUCCCAG
Perognathus longimembris pacificus (Pacific pocket mouse) is the source of this 2307-nucleotide messenger RNA. RefSeq names its product activity regulated cytoskeleton associated protein (gene Arc). Gene Ontology annotation, biological process: positive regulation of AMPA receptor activity; modulation of chemical synaptic transmission. Gene Ontology annotation, molecular function: mRNA binding. Lineage: Eukaryota; Metazoa; Chordata; Mammalia; Rodentia; Heteromyidae. The transcript has 3 exons. Bases 1 to 1197 code for a protein of 398 amino acids. The record is from RefSeq and is a predicted model, not a curated record.